GCAGCGGCAGCUGCAAGUUGGGCUGCAGGGGCAGCGCAUACACUACAAUGGCUGCUGGAAAGAGGCGUAAGGAAACAAUUUCCAGGCCCGCCGCGUCCAGCCCGAAAUAUGAGAAAAAAAUUAUUAGAAAUUCCGCGGGCGGUGUAAAGGCGGCGGACGGGCCGGAGGGAGGAUGUUAAAGCCCCGCGAUUGGCCAAAAUGGGAAGGACUGGAUUCCGCUCUCUUCCACGAAGAGUCAAUGGAACUGGCUGAGAUCAAGGUCUGAGGCUCUUUCCACCUGUCACCAGUCCCUUUUUGCUUUCUUUUACGACCACAUGAAACUUGAGAAGCCACCUAAAGCUAAAUCAUUUAGUGGAGUUGGGCAGUUCCCAAGUGUCCAACAAGAAGGCCUGCUUUAGGCUGCGAUGGCCACUGUCAUUCCUGGUGAUUUGUCAGAAGUAAGAGAUACCCAGAAAGUCCCUUCAGGGAAACGUAAGCGUGGUGAAACCAAACCAAGAAAAAACUUCCCUUGCCAACUGUGUGACAAGGCCUUUAACAGUGUUGAGAAAUUAAAGGUUCACUCCUACUCUCACACAGGAGAGAGGCCCUACAAGUGCAUACAACAAGACUGCACCAAGGCCUUUGUUUCUAAGUACAAAUUACAAAGGCACAUGGCCACUCAUUCUCCUGAGAAAACCCACAAGUGUAAUUAUUGUGAGAAAAUGUUCCACCGGAAAGACCACCUGAAGAACCACCUGCACACGCACGACCCUAACAAAGAGACGUUUAAGUGUGAAGAGUGUGGCAAGAACUACAACACCAAGCUCGGCUUCAAACGUCACCUGGCCCUGCACGCCGCCACCAGCGGUGACCUCACCUGCAAGGUCUGCCUGCAGACGUUCGAAAGCACAGGAGUGCUGCUUGAGCACCUCAAGUCUCACGCGGGCAAGUCGUCCGGCGGGGUCAAGGAGAAGAAGCACCAGUGUGAGCACUGCGACCGCCGCUUCUACACCCGGAAGGACGUCCGGAGACACAUGGUGGUGCACACUGGAAGAAAGGACUUCCUCUGUCAGUACUGUGCACAGAGAUUUGGGCGGAAGGAUCACCUGACUCGCCACAUGAAGAAGAGUCACAACCAAGAACUUCUGAAGGUCAAGACGGAACCGGUGGACUUUCUCGAUCCAUUCACCUGCAACGUUUCCGUGCCUAUCAAAGAUGAGCUCCUUCCGGUGAUGUCCUUACCUUCCAGUGAACUGUUGUCAAAGCCAUUCACAAACACUUUGCAGUUAAACCUCUACAACACUCCGUUUCAGUCCAUGCAGAGCUCGGGACCCGCCCACCAGAUGAUCACAACUUUACCUUUGGGAAUGACGUGCCCGAUAGAUAUGGACGCUGUCCACCCUUCUCACCACCUUUCUUUCAAAUACCCCUUCGGUUCUACCUCAUACGCGAUUUCGAUUCCUGAAAAAGAACAGCCACUAAAGGGGGAAAUUGAGAGUUACGUGAUGGAGCUGCAAGGCGGCGUGCCUGCCUCAUCCCAGGAGUCCCAGGCAUCAUCAUCUAAACUGGGGCUGGAUCCUCAGAUCGGCUCCCUAGAUGAUGGCGCAGGGGACCUGUCCCUGUCAAAAAGCUCGAUUUCCAUCAGCGACCCCCUAAACACACCAGCCUUGGAUUUUUCCCAGCUGUUUAAUUUCAUACCCUUAAACGGCCCUCCCUAUAAUCCUCUGUCGGUGGGGAGCCUCGGAAUGAGCUAUUCCCAAGAGGAAGCGCAUUCUUCUGUGUCUCAGCUGCCCCCCCAGACCCAGGAUCUUCAGGAUCCCGCAAACACUAUAGGUCUCGGCUCCCUGCACUCCCUGUCCGCAGCGUUCACGAGCAGCUUUAGCACGAGCACCACGCUCCCGCGUUUCCAUCAGGCUUUCCAGUAGGAGUCCACGACGUGGACCGAACGCAGAAAUCUGUGUGUAGCCCUGCCUUAGGUGACCGUUUGUAUUUUAGUGCCUACGUUAAAACAGCAUAAACAUUUCUGCUUUUGUACAGUACCGAUUUUCAUGAAGCCAGUAUGACAUAGAAACAAGCUUUUAUAAGCGAGCUUCGGAACCGUUUGCGUUCAGUUCUGUUUACCUGGGUAUUUUGUCCACGCUCACUGCCAAUUGUCCUGUUUUAAGACGGUUUUUCCUCUAGGGAAGCCAUUAUCAUCAGUAGCGGUAAAGUCUUACGAGUCCCACGUUCAAAUUACUUUUAGAUCUCAAAAUGUCCAGUUCUGUCCAAUAACCAUGGCUCUGCCUUUUGACAUUUGGCUCGUUAAAGAGUUUUGCAAUAGGAUGUAAAUUUUCUAAAAUGUUUGUGAAUAACCUGAGAGUUUUUAAAUUUUUACUAGUCUCUAAAUGGAUUCAUAAGCAAAUGUUUCAAAUGAAUUAAGAAUCCAGUUUGGGGAGAUGAUAGAUGUUUCUUUAGCUAUACCAUAAUUUCAGGUCAGUAUAUUUUGAAGACUUUGCUAUUGCCUGGCUCAGAUAUUUUGCUGUCUUUAUUAUGCACAUGUAAGGAAAACGAAACCUAAACACAAAGCACCAGUAUUUAUAGCAAAAAAAGACUCCUGGGAAGGUGACACAGCAUUCCAUGUUACUCGGUAGUUGGCCUUAAAUCAGUACACAGGAUAUUUUUUGCCACGUUUCAAAGUUGCUCUCUUUCCGAUUGAAUAGUGCUAGUCACGUUACGGCAUGGGACUCUUCAGAGUCAGUGUGUGGAUCGAUCUCUGGGCUCCUUAAUCCUUUCCGCCUUUCGUGGCCAAAGGGUGGGGUCAAGUGCAGUCAGCAGUUCUAUUUUAAAAUGUCGGUCCACAGUUAGCCCAGAAUCGAGAGCCAUUGUGGAACACAGGUGUUAGGUGUGUUUAUCCCAGAGCGGACCGUCUCUUCUUGGAUGGCGUGAUAGAUAGACUUCUAAGAAGGCAGAUGUGUGAUGUAAAGCACUUGGUUCGGCUCGGGAACCUGUCUAGGGAUCAUGUCCCUUGUUGCCAGGGUUGGAAACUAGCCUCUUGAGGCGUAAAGUCAAAGCAUAUCGCUUACGUCACUCUUACUUAACGUGAAAGCGACGAUCGAGAAGAGUGUGUUCCCUGGACGCAGCAGUUCUUAUGGGCUUUCCUCCUAGUAGACAACCACCAGCAUCCUUCUGAAGGUCACAUUAUAUUCUUCUAAGUGUUAGCUGGGACAUCCGCCUAAGAAACAUAUCUAUUAAGCACUUGCUAACACCUUAUUUGGGGACCCUGUCUGUUGGGGUGGGUAGGAGGGGGAAGGUUUAUAGAAGAGUGUAUAUCUCUUG
This is a messenger RNA of Lynx canadensis (Canada lynx), 3294 nucleotides long. RefSeq names its product PLAG1 zinc finger (gene PLAG1). Bases 405 to 1904 code for a protein of 499 amino acids. The transcript is spliced from 4 exons. The record is from RefSeq and is a predicted model, not a curated record. NCBI's taxonomy places the organism in Eukaryota, Metazoa, Chordata, Mammalia, Carnivora, Felidae.